This is a messenger RNA of Nakaseomyces glabratus, 1578 nucleotides long. It is a transcript of the gene TBF1, whose product is annotated as Tbf1p. Gene Ontology annotation, biological process: telomere maintenance via telomere lengthening. The record is from RefSeq and is a predicted model, not a curated record. Gene Ontology annotation, molecular function: protein homodimerization activity; double-stranded telomeric DNA binding. NCBI's taxonomy places the organism in Eukaryota, Fungi, Ascomycota, Saccharomycetes, Saccharomycetales, Saccharomycetaceae.
AUGACAGGUGAUAUUCAGAUGGCGUCUUCGGAUACUGAAGACGUUAAUAGGUUUGCUAAUAUAAUCGAAGACUUACCGGUAAAGACGAGACUCACGCUCUCUACAUUAUCGCUUUUAAAUGAUGUCUCAACACAACUGUUAAGAUUUCUGAUAUCAAAUGCUCACACUCCCAAUGUUAUUGCAGUCAUCUCAAACAAGGAGAAUUAUAUCUCAACAGGUGAAUCGGAGAUGUUCCACACGCUGGUGAGGAUCUUCAAAAAUAUCCGUGACGUUUACGAGUCAAGAACGCCGCUAUUGAAUGUGAACAACGUUGCUCCUGGUUUGUGGCUUUUGAAUAUGCCUCCACCAACUAUACUUAAAGGGCACGAAGCUUAUAUCAUAUCUACUAUACGGAAGGCCAAUUUGGUAACAUUCAUUCUCACGGUAAUAAACUGCUUGCCCUAUGGUUUUGAUUUCUUACAAAAAGUUUACUUGGACGUUUUUUGCCCUAAUACUAUCCUAACAGAUCAAACUAAUGGUGAUCAAGUCUCAAAAUUUUUAAAACCUCAAGCUAUCAUAUAUCUAGACUUAAAGACUCAUGCGUACAUUUCCUCGAUCCGGGACCACCUGGGCGCCAAUGAACAAAUACCCGAUGCCGAAAAAAGAAUCCUACUGGAUACUAUCUUCCCUGAUAAUAUUGCCAUGAGACUUGUGAAUAGAAAGAUUGUUGCCCCAAAUGAGAAAAAGAUUUUGACGCCAUCUGAGAAAGAAUUUGUUGGCAGAUGUGAACGUAGGAAAGAAACACUAAUUAAGUUUACCAACUACACAGACUUAUUAAAUAGCUAUGACUGGACAUUUUUUGUCAAAGAAUUGCUUGAAUAUUGUGGCAAGAAUAUGAACUUGAUUGUUUGGGGUAAGAAAGGCAGAUCUAAAACUGCCCUUUUGGAGUUUAAUCCAUCUGACUUCGACCCACAGAUUCUGUUUGCUACUGGUAGCCACCUGACCACCGAUUUAGCAGUAAAUUCUCAUGAUCCUAGUCCUAUUGGAAAUACAUUUGAUACUGGAAAUAAAGAAAAGUUAAUUGACGCCAAUGAACUUCGACCACUUACUGAUGCAGAAAGUGAGAGCAUUAAUAAUGAGAUUCAAUCUGCAUUACAGAAUGAGAGUGGUCAAGGAAUGCAGAAAAAUUUUAUGGAUGAUGCACACAUGAGUGGUGGAGAGAAUGUUCAUUCUCAGUUAGUGGAUUCGAAUAAUUCCAUUUUAUCUGAUGUUAUCAGUAAGUCUCCUUCAGUCAAGGUGGUGAAGGCCAAAAGAACAUGGUCAAAGGAGGAAGAAAAAACUUUGAUCACAGGUUUAAUCGAUCUGGGACCUGCUUGGGCUAAGAUUUUAGAUCUUUAUGGCCCUGGUGGUAAAAUCAAUGAAAAUCUGAAAAAUCGGACACAAGUACAACUGAAGGAUAAAGCAAGAAAUUGGAAGUUACAUUAUUUAAAGACCGGUAAGCCGCUGCCAGAAUAUUUGAAUAGAGUUACAGGUAAUCUAGAUAAAAUUGCAAAGACGAAAAGAAGAGGAAGUAAGGAGGGGAGUAUUCCCCCAAAUUGA